CCCCAAUAAAACCUACUAAUAAAUUAUUCUUGUAAGAGAAGUAUUCAGCUGUUUUCAGAAUUUUCAUCAACUCUGUAUUAUUGAAUGUUGCAGGUUUCAAAGAUUAGAAUACAACAGUUCUUGAGCGAGUUAUAAUUCAUUAUAAUAAUUCACAACUUUUACAUCCACAAAAUUAUAUGGCUUGAUAUAGCAAUGUGCGGUUUCUGCCAUUUAUUUUCUUUUGAAACUUUUACAUCUACAAAAUUAUAUGGCUUGAUAUAUCAAUGUGCGGUUUCUGCCAUUUAUUUUCUUUUGAAACUCUGUAUCUAAAUAAUGUAUCAUGAUUUUGGAUUCAUAUAAGCUUAUUUAAGAUGUUGAAGCGACAGUAAGUUAUUUAUUAUUUGAAGAGUAAUUUUUAAUUUCAAAUUAGAACUCCAACUUCAACUAUGUCUUAAUUCAAAUCGCAAUUGACAAGUUUAAGUCACAACUAACUGGUCCAAAACGUGGCGCGCCGCGCCAAGCCGCGCUCGUGGUGCACGGACCUUCUAUUUUCCGCUCUCCUGCGCGCCGUGCCGCGCCGCCCCACCGACCUAGUGCACGUUCAGCUUUAAAGCGGCCAGCGUUCCCCAACUUUUAGUGACUGUUCAUGUCCUCAUGCUACACCAUGCGAAGUUUCCUGUGUGAAAGCAGUCAGACGACUGACAAAUAGGCAACUGCGCAUAUUACUCUAUUAAUCACUGUAAUUGGCUGAUUUCCCUCAAUUUCUCUGUGCUGCAUAUUCCUCCAAGUCUGAAGUAAAUUUGUACGGACAAUAGAACGAAGUAUUGAUAACAGCUAGCUUAAAACAGAAAAUGUAGCUACUAUACUAGACAUUGGCAUAUUGUUCGAAAAAUAAAACAUCCUUAUAGUAUUGUUAUAACUUGUUUGGAUUUGAGUAUAAAAUGCAUUAAACAAUGUAAAAACACAUAUUACAUAUUUAUUUGAAAUCUCAGUGUUGUACGGUAAUGAUAAGUACCUAUCUAUAUCUUAAUAUAUAUCUAUAAUCUUAUACAGUAGAAUCUGAACACUAUUACAGUGGAAGAUAGCAUAUAGAGAUUAUUGUAGUGCAAAUUAAUUAUGUAGUCAUAUAAUUCAUUGAAUUCAAUUACAGGAUCCAUUUAAUUUCAUCUAUAAUAUGAGGACGGAUAAUUUCUUCUCUAGUUCACUUUUAAUAAUUAUUACUACAUUGCGUUUUCCUCAUUGUAAAUACAAUAUAUUAUCAACAACAGGUGUAGCCUAGGUUCGUUUUCCAUUAUCUAACACGAUAGUGGUAAGAAGAGGAAUAACAUGCAUCAUCACAGAAUUUAUUACACUCUUGAAAAGUUAUUGUGCUGUCGAUGUGAGUCACACUGAAUAGGCUUAUUCUGAAACGGGAUCUCAAGGCAAGCCACUAACAAUUCUCUGACUAAAGUGGAGGCUGAAUCCUAUCCAACGCAAAAACAGAACAGAAACCGAUGACAACCGAUGUAAAUGUUUUAUUAUAAAGCGAGAGGUAGUCAGGCAUAUACUGAGUACUGAGGUCCCGGAUAAAUUCAACCUUGAUUUUAAUCCGAAUGAUGAGAGAAUAAAAUCAAUUAUUGAUCAUUCAUCGACUGUAGUCGAACAGUCGUUUCAUUGUUGGCCGGCUAAUAACAACUAGGCCUACUGAUAACGCUGUCAGUCAUUGUCUGAUAAAACACUGUGCCGCUAAACCGCCCGCUGUUCGGUAGUAGCCGAAACGUAGAUAUCUAUACUUAGAAAGUAUUACCUAAUAUAGUGUAAUCCUUCACUUUUGACUUUUCAUUUGAAAUCCUUUCAAUUUUACUCUUUCCUGUACCUUCUCUUUCAUUUGCGUUUCGAUGAAUGCCUUAAAUCUGUGGCAGAAUAUGAAAGUUGGCGUUGGAUGUGACGUGCCUCUAUCGUAGCAGCAGGCAACACAAAGUGUGAACUUGAUUGGCCUCCCACUACCACAGGCACAGUCGACUAGGCCGCAAGACGACUGCGCCGCAUGGUCUGCGCACAGUCAAUCGACCGGCGGCAAGGCGCCCAUCUAACCUCCCCUGCGACUUCAGUUGCCAUACUGUGCUAGCGUAAAGAUCCUGUGUUGUUCGUUUUUCGUUCAAUAAUUUUCAACAUUACAUUUCAUGAUAAUUUGUUACUAUGUACUACUGCAUCAUAUAGUAUACCUACCGAAAUAUGUCAUUCAAAGGUUCAGUGUUAAAAAAGAAGCGCGCACCCGUAUCACUGCCGCGUUGGAACGAUGCGACAAUUGUUCGAUUUUUGCAACUUUACGAAGAAAAUCAGUGCUUGUGGAAUCCCAAACAUAAAGGUUACCGGUUUCCUGUAAUUCGCUCGCAAGCUCUUGACAAUAUAAUUGAGCAAAUGGGACUCCUAAUGGAUCGAGCAAUGCUCAAACUAAAAAUUAAAAAUAUUCGUACAACCUAUCAUCGUGAAAUCACCAGAAUUCUACAUUCAAAAGAGAAUGAGGGAGAUGAAAUAUAUACUCCUCAAUUAUCCUGGUUCAAAGAUGCCCAUCGGUUUCUGCAAAAUGUGAUCGAUGAAAACAAAAGUAGAAGUUUGGAGACAUACUUACAAUUAGAUGAAACAGAAUAUGGUCAAGAAGAGACGAUAAUCGACAAUCGAGACUGGGACAUGGAAGAGGUGGUUCAGGCAGUUGAGUGUGAUACUGCAAGUAUCCCUUCAGAAAGGAAGAUUUCACUAGAAAAGAGGAAAUUCAAUCGAUCUCCAUUGAAGCAGCAGCCUGCGAAAUCAUCUCAUAACAGCUUCAAUCCUAAUUUACAGAAAAUAGUGCGAAAGCUGGACGAUAUAGCUAAGUUGCAGAUUGAGCCUGAUGACGAGUUCCAUACUUUUGGUAUGCAUGUGGCUAACCAACUUCGAAGAUUACCUCUACAAAGAGCGCUAUUUUUACAGAAUAAAUUUCAGACUCUAAUAACGGAGGAAAGAAUGAGUGCGAUUUCUGAUGCGGAAAAUCAAUUCACUGUAGACACUGAACAAGUAUGGAAUACGGCCACAACAGCCACUGAAGUUACUAUUUGUGAGUGAUGUGUACUGUGUUUUUUAAAUCUGGGAAAAUAUAACUAUGACCAUGAACUUUUUUCAAAAGUUUGUUUUAUUUCAAUAUUUUUUCAGCUCAUCUUCUUAAACUACUGUAUGUUCAGUAGACUAUUGAGUCAUACAGGACAACAUUGAUGCUGUUCACGAAUUACCCGAGUAUAGUUCAAAGAGUUGUACUUAAUCAUUAUUGUGAUCCAUAAUUAACUGACUAUUAUCAUUGUGCUACCUUUAUCCUUGCGAAAGUUUAUUGGUUUUGUUUGAACCACAAAAUGUGUAAAUCAAAUAUAUAUUUUUUAUGUUUCAA
Messenger RNA from Nilaparvata lugens (brown planthopper), 3376 nucleotides. RefSeq lists its product as uncharacterized. The record is from RefSeq and is a predicted model, not a curated record. The transcript has 2 exons. NCBI's taxonomy places the organism in Eukaryota, Metazoa, Arthropoda, Insecta, Hemiptera, Delphacidae. The coding region runs from base 2194 to 3060 and encodes 288 amino acids.